This is a messenger RNA of Aspergillus ochraceoroseus IBT 24754, 1143 nucleotides long. Its product is annotated as S-methyl-5-thioribose-1-phosphate isomerase. The record is from RefSeq and is a predicted model, not a curated record. NCBI's taxonomy places the organism in Eukaryota, Fungi, Ascomycota, Eurotiomycetes, Eurotiales, Aspergillaceae. Gene Ontology annotation, molecular function: S-methyl-5-thioribose-1-phosphate isomerase activity. The transcript is spliced from 2 exons. The coding region runs from base 1 to 1143 and encodes 380 amino acids.
AUGGUCCUAGAAGCAAUUAGAUACAAUGGUGGCACUCUUACCAUCAUCGAUCAGCUGCAGCUACCCUUUCUGGAGCACUACAUCGGAAUCGAAACUAGUGAGGAGGGGUGGUACGCAAUUAAGAAAAUGCAAGUACGAGGGGCUCCAGCAAUCGCUAUCGUUGCGGCGCUAUCCCUUGCAUCUGAGCUCCACAAACUCAUUGCACACGCCAAGCUACCAUCGGACGCGAAGGAAGUCAAUUCAUUCAUCACAGAUCGAUUACGUUUUCUUGUGAGCAGCCGGCCUACGGCUGUAAAUCUCAGUGAUGCAGCUCGUAAGCUUGAAGCUGUGGUGGCCGAGGAAGCAAGAAACCCCCAAUCAACGGGGAGGGAAGUUGCGGACGCUUUCAUUGGAGCAGCGGAAGAGAUGCUGUCAAAAGACAUUGAAGACAACAAAGGGAUUGGGAAGCAUGGUGCUGAAUGGAUAAUGGCAAAUGCGCUAUCCACCCACGGUGGAAAGGCAACAGUUCUAACGCACUGCAAUACAGGAUCUCUCGCAACUGCUGGUUAUGGAACUGCACUUGGAGUAAUACGCUCUUUACAUUUGAUUGAUGCACUACAACACGCCUACUGCACGGAGACAAGACCGUACAACCAAGGCUCGCGGUUGACAGCGUUUGAGCUAGUUCACGAUAGCAUUCCAGCUACUCUAAUUACAGACUCGAUGGCAGCCGCUCUACUUGCAAGGAAAGAAGUGGGAGUAAAUGCAAUAGUUGUCGGGGCUGACCGGGUGGCAGCCAACGGGGAUACCGCAAACAAAAUAGGUACAUAUGGCCUCGCAGUCUUAGCCAAAUAUCAUGGGGUCAAAUUUCUUGUUGCGGCACCACUCACGACAAUUGACCUGGCUACAAAGACUGGCGAGCACAUUGUUAUUGAAGAGCGGCCCCCCUUUGAGGUUACGAAGAUCAAAGGGUUGCGCGAGCGGGAUGGUACAUCUGAUGACGUGAGAUUAGAUACACUCCAGAUAGCGGCCAAUGGAAUUGACGUCUGGAAUCCUGCGUUUGACGUCACUCCAUCGGCCCUUAUUGAUGGGAUAAUAACGGAAAAGGGAGUUAUGGUAAAGGGGACAGAUGGAAUGUUUCACUUGGAAGAGUUGUUUAGCUGA